This is a messenger RNA of Colletotrichum acutatum, 1072 nucleotides long. RefSeq lists its product as uncharacterized. The record is from RefSeq and is a predicted model, not a curated record. Gene Ontology annotation, biological process: protein deubiquitination involved in ubiquitin-dependent protein catabolic process. The transcript has a single exon. Bases 74 to 751 code for a protein of 225 amino acids. Gene Ontology annotation, cellular component: nucleus; cytoplasm. Lineage: Eukaryota; Fungi; Ascomycota; Sordariomycetes; Glomerellales; Glomerellaceae. Gene Ontology annotation, molecular function: K63-linked polyubiquitin modification-dependent protein binding; cysteine-type deubiquitinase activity.
GCGAAAUGUGAACUGAAUUCUAUGGAGUCGUAAGACCGAAGUGGCCUUGAUCGUCAUCCCGGAGGAGGCGGAGAUGCUCUUGUCUAUUCUCAAGGAUCCAGACCUCUACUGCGCGACAAACUUGAUUACCUAUGCGGCUCCAGUCACACGGAAGAUGCUCCAUUUCAGCAAUCUCAACUUCUUCAGUGUCCCUUCCCAUCCUCAUGAUUGGAAGGCUCCGGAUUGGCUGAAGAUCGAGCUGGGAAUCUACGGAGGCCGGCUGUAUUUUGAAUGGACCGACUAUGACCAGCUCUGCGAAUUCCUUGGCAUCGAUCAGUCAUUGCCGUUGUUAGAGUAUCUCGAUCAGGAGGGAUCAGACAGCGACUCUGCCGAUACGCAGAGCGGAGAGAAGCAUAAGGUGUAUGUGGCGCCUAACGGCCUUACUGCGCGGCCCCUGUCUUUCGUGCAGGAGUGGCUCGCCGCGCGCCGUCGCGGCCAAGACUUCAUGUCGACCCCAAUGGGUUUCAUUGCACAGGGCAAGACUCUCCAGGAGGAUCACCCGUUCUUCCGCCAAGUCGUCAUCGAGAAUGAAGAGAAACUGUUUGCUCCUAUUCAAAGCAAAGGGGAUGACGAAGAGGACAAUGGCGAUCAUCACAUUGACGUGUUUGCUGUGGAUGGCAUGGGUGCUAAUGAAGAGGACGAUAGCGAUGCACACGAGGACGAGAUUGAGUACAAUGAUUCGGAAAUUGGAAGUGAAGAUGAGAAGGAUUAAUUCGUCUUAUUGGUCACAUCUCGGCCGAUCCGUCGUUGAGUUCCGAGAAGUUUGAUGGGACGGGCCAUGUUUUGUGUGAGAAUAGCUCGUUUACGGCCUGGGAUGUCUUUUGUUGUCAGAUACCCCUGGUUCAAUUGCUCGAAUAGCUAGGUAUGCAUUCUUCCUUUCAGUGAAUGUGCAGCUCGUGAUCUUCUUAUGCUAUGACUUUGAAGAACUUCUACAGAGAACAAUCAUUUACCUAAGGUAGGUACUUUACCUUAAGGUUCCUUAGGUUAAGACGGCUCCGCAGACGCCUUAUCGCCCAACCUGAUUAUCGAUAAG